Molecule: messenger RNA, 3393 nt
Organism: Dermatophagoides farinae (American house dust mite)
Lineage: Eukaryota; Metazoa; Arthropoda; Arachnida; Sarcoptiformes; Pyroglyphidae
Source: RefSeq, a predicted model, not a curated record
AUUUGAUUGAAAUAUUUCAUCAUCAUCAUCAUCAUCAUCAAAAGAGUAAAAAACAGUCGACAAAUGUCGAUUGAUGCCAAAAAAAAAAAUUUGAGCAAAGCAAACGUUUUUUUCCUUCAAACAAAAUUAUUAUUAUCAACUUUUACCCCAUUCCGUAAAUGUUAUUGAUCCAUAUGUGUGUGUGUGUGUGUGUAUGUAUGUAUAUUUGUUGAUUGAAACGAAAAACAUUGACACCAUAUAUUGAUUGAAUGAUGCUAAAUUUAUGAUGAAUGUGUGUGUGUGUGUGUGUGUUCCGAUUUGAUUAUAUAUCUCAUCUUUAUCAACCGGUUUAUGUGUAUCAAUGUCAACAAAAUUCUUGUUAUGAUGUUAAAUAUUGAAUGAAUGAAUUUGCGCAACAAGAUAAAAAACAACAAAUUCAUGAUGAUGAUGAUGAUCAAUGACGACAAAACUGGACAUUCAAAACGACUACGAUAGAUAAAACAUCAACAAUUUUUUUUCACCAUAUUCAUGUAUGUGUGUGUGUUUGUGAUUAGAAAUUUGAUAUCAAACAUUAUCACAUUCAUCCAAAACAUAUACAACCAAAUACGCACAUGUUCUAAUAUUAGAUUCAUCACCAAAUUAAAUGAUAAAUGAUUGAUUGAUUGAUUGAUUGAUUGACGCCCCGGUCCUGAACUGUGUUUAUGUGUACGAAUGAGUGAGUGAUUCAUUCAAAAUAAACACUUCAAAUUUUUUUUUGUUUUAUUUUGUUUCUGGCGACAAAUUGUACAAAUAGAUCGAUGAUCAUUGAUCAAUGAUCAGUCAUUUUUUUCCUUUAUUUUCUUAUACUUAAAACACUAUGUCUCUAUAUUAAAGAUGAUGAUGAUGAUGACAAAAUUUUCAUAUGAUUCAAACGGUGGUGGUGGUGGUGGGAAUGUUUAUGCCACACACACACACACACACACAUUUAUAUGUAUAAAUAUUGAUUUGAUCAUUCAUUUUGAUUUUUAGUCGAACGGUUGUUUGGGAUACCAUUUGUCAACAUUAUCAUUAUUGUUUCAGCAGCAAAACAAACGUCAUCACCCUUUUUAUCCUUUCAAAAAAAAAAAAAUUUUUUUCAUACAGAUUUUUUUCCAUUUUUUUUUGCGUCGAGUAUGUUUACCUACCCGAUUAAUGUGUAUGUUUGUUGUUGUUGUUGCUGUUGUUGUUCAUCGACAAACUAUUGGAUCAAAUUUAUAUAUAAAUUAGAAUCAAUCAAUCAUUGAUUCUAAUCAUCGAUUAGUAAUCGAUUUUUUCAUCUAUAUUCCAACACAAUUGACACAUUAAAUUAAAACAUCAAUAAUAAUAAUAAUAAUAACUUCGCAACUUUCAUAAUCAUUAUCAAUAAUCGAUCACCAUCACCAGUACCAUUUAACAACGUUUGAAUUAAUGUUAUUAUUUGUUUUUGCCAUAUCUUGUCAACACCAAAAAAACUAUAGUAAUCAUUUCAUCAAGUGAAAAAAAGACAAGAAAAUGAAAAAGAGUGAUGCACUGUUAAACUGACAUAUUUUUUUUCUCUUGUGUUUCUUUCUCUUUCUCUGUUUUUUAUUUCAAUUCUGUUUUCUCUCGUCAACGAACGUCUUUUCCACAGAAAAAAAUUGUUAUUAUUUACAUCCAAAACUUUAUUAUAAUUUUAAUCUCCCAAAAUUUAUAAUAACAUCAUAUAGUUUGAGAAUAGAGAGAUUCAGAUGAGAUCAACAACAACAACAACUACAAUCUAAGACCUAGUUUUGUGAUAUAAAACACCAUCAUUAAUUGUAUAGGAAAACUUCAUUAUAUUAUUCAUCUAUCAUCAUCAUCAUCAUCAUCAUCAUCAUUAUCAUCAUGAUCAAGUGGUCCAAUAUAUCGAUCGAAAAUUUAUUAUUCACUUUUAUUAUAUUCUGUUUUGUGAUUAUCCAUUCAACAACUAUCGAUAGUCACCGAUUGAAUCGAUCAAAACGUGAUUGGAAAUCAACAUUGCCGGUUCCUAUACCGAAACCAGGUGAAUAUUCUGAAGGUUAUAUAACACAAUUUUUCAAUCGUAAAAAAUCGAAUCAAACAAAUCUCGAUGAAGAUAUUAUAACGAUCGAUAAUGAUAAUCCAAUGUUCGAUAUUCAAUUGAAUCUGACUCAUCGUUGUAUUUUUGGGACUGAAUAUAAUUGUCCUGCUAAUUUUGAAUGUCGAUCAUUACCACAUUAUGAUGAACGAUUUAGUGUUUGUGUUCAAGUUGAUUGUAGUAUGAAUUGUACAAAUUAUCAUGAAAUUUUUUGUCCUACUGAUAGUAAAAUUGUUCAACAGAUGAUUGAAAUUAAUGGAAAAAAAUGUUGUCUCCAUUUUUGUAACUGUGAUGAAACCAAAUGUACUGUACAAAAAUGUCCCGGUUCACGUCCGGUAGUGUUGAAAAAAGCAAUGAAAAUUCCCAGUAAAUGUUGUGAUCAAAUUGAAUGUAAUCCAUAUAUACCGAAAAAAUGUAUUGGUUUAAAUGGCGAACAAUAUAAUCCUGGUGAUUCAUGGCUUAAAUUAGAUGAUUGUCAUCGUUGUAAAUGCAUUGAUGGUGUACAAAAAUGUGAAAGUAUUAAAAAUUGUCCAUUUAAAUGUUUACCGGUCAAUCACACUGAAAAACUUGAUUCAGAACAAUGUUGUCCACGUUGCAAAGCUUGUAUCGAUGAGAAAGGAAUCAAACAUGAUGAUUCAUCUGCAUGGAUCGAUAAUUGCCGACGUUGUGAAUGUAAAAAUGAGAAAAUCAUCUGUAAUUCACCAUAUGGUGGUCAACAAUUUUGUGAUCGUCCAUGUACAGAGAAUGAACGACGUGAAUGGCAGAAUGAUAAAUGCUGUGAUAAAUGUGAAUGUAAUUUAAAAUGUCCAUUUGGUUUUCAAAUCAAUUCCACUGACAAUCAUAGUCAGCUAUGUAAAUGUAAAGAAAUUCCAAAAACAAAAGUUGAAUUGAUAGAAUCUGAUCAUGGUGCUCAACGACCAGCCAAUGAGAAUAAUCUAACUUCAAUAUGGAUUCUAUUAGGCUUUGCUAUCGUGAUUGUUGUCGGCUCAUUUUGUUCCUAUACGGCAUGUGUUUACCUAAAAAAUCAUUCAAAAACAUCGAAAACAAAUCAUUCACAUAUUUAUGAACAUAUUAAUCAAAAAUUUACUAAUAAUAAUCAUGACGAUGAAGAUAAUGAUCAUGAUAAUGAAUUGAGCCAAAUUAAUGGACAAUCAAAUGGCCAAACAACAUAAACAAGAUUAUUGACUAUUUGUUUAUCCGAAAUCAUCUCUAGUCAUACAACAAUGUUAUAACAUUAACACCACUUUACAUUUGAUUUUUUUUUUUUUUUUUGUAAAAUAAGCAAUUAAAUUUAUAAAUUUGAAUUUACCGCUUUUUUGUGAAUAAAACUUUUUCUUCUGAUA